Messenger RNA from Rhagoletis pomonella (apple maggot), 581 nucleotides. Its product is annotated as neuronal acetylcholine receptor subunit alpha-2-like. Gene Ontology annotation, biological process: monoatomic ion transmembrane transport; regulation of membrane potential; nervous system process. The record is from RefSeq and is a predicted model, not a curated record. Gene Ontology annotation, molecular function: transmembrane signaling receptor activity; extracellular ligand-gated monoatomic ion channel activity; neurotransmitter receptor activity. Gene Ontology annotation, cellular component: neuron projection; membrane; synapse. NCBI's taxonomy places the organism in Eukaryota, Metazoa, Arthropoda, Insecta, Diptera, Tephritidae.
UUGUUUUCUAUAGCUAUAGCAUGUUGCUGCUGAGUAUAUCAACGAUAAUUGCUGUGAGCGUACUCUACCUCUCCACAACCAAGCAUAAAGGUCAUUUACCUUAUUUUAUUAAGACAGUGAUUAAUGGACCAUUGAGCAAAGUACUCCUUUUAGAAAAUUUUACGUUGGAAGCUGAUUUUGAUAUAACCAUGAAUAAUGGCACAAAAAUGUUGGUAGAGCAUCAAUAUAGAAACCCUGAUGGUAUAACCGAUGCAGCAGGAAUAAAUGCGGCUACGUCAUCAUCUUCUAAUCGAUUUUUUCAGUUUGAAUGGAUCCUGCUGGCGUCAGCAAUAGAUCGUAUUGCUUUUCUUUGUUAUUGUUUAAUAUUCAUGGUCCUAGCAAUUUUGUACGCUAUAUAAGAUAAAGGCAUUUCAAUUUCGAAUACCAGAUUUAUUUUAAAUACAUCUGUAUAAAUCAUAUAUAUCUCUUAUUUACACAAGUAUGUAUUUAGUUUAAUUUAAAAAUAAAGUAAAUUGAUUGUUUAAAACUAAAUUAUGAAUCUGGUCGAAUCGUGACAGACGUGAACGAGUUGCACCGACCAC